AUGGACAGCGAAGAGCGGAUCGUAGAGAAUGAAGACCUUGCCGAAGAAAUCGAUUCUGUUAAUGCUAUAUACGAUCCGUCUACGAUAGCAUUUACGACUUCAUCUCCGCACCCUGAAUUGGCGAUAAAGCACACGAUAAUACUCACGAUACCCAACCACGAGACAGUCUCGUUUCUGAUAGGAUUUGAUUCCGAGUAUCCAACAACUCCUCCGCGUGUUCUUGGGCCUGCAUCGAGCGGCUCAAGAGGUGAAGGGAAGAAAUAUGCGGAUAUAUUGGCGGACUCUGUUGCAAAAGUAUGGGCGGAGGGAUCAGUCUGUCUUUACGAUUUGAUAAUGGAUGCGGAAGAGCAGUUUCGUGAAAUUAAAUCUACACAGAACGAAGAGAAUGGAAGUACUUCGGAAAACGACGGGCCAUCUACUUCUACGCGUGACGAGAAGGAUACGCACUCGUUUGGGUUGACUGCCCCGCCGCCGUGGGUGAUAUCAGAUCCUAUCACUGAGAAGAAAUCUGUGUUCGUUGCGCGAGCAGCGACAGUAGAAUCCAAGGAGCAGGCGAAGAAAUUCCUCAACCAUCUACUCGCUACAGAAAAGAAAGUCGCAUCUGCAACCCACAAUAUCACUGCAUGGCGUAUUCGACAAGCCCAGCAGCCUUCAAGCGGCCCGCAACCACUGCCAGGCCGUGAGACUGUUGUUCAGGAUUUUGAUGAUGACGGCGAAACGGCUGCUGGCGGGAGACUGCUGCAUCUCAUGCAGUUGAUGGAUGUAUGGGAUGUCGUGGUCGUUGUAACAAGAUGGUACGGCGGAGUGAAACUUGGACCUGAUCGUUUUCGAAUUAUCAACGCUGCUGCUAGAGAUGCGUUGGUCAAAGGAGGGUUCGAAACAAGUCAACCGACCGAGAAAGGGAAGAAGAAGGGGAAAAAAUAA
Nannizzia gypsea CBS 118893 is the source of this 924-nucleotide messenger RNA. Its product is annotated as impact family protein. Gene Ontology annotation, molecular function: protein binding. Gene Ontology annotation, biological process: regulation of translational initiation. The record is from RefSeq and is a predicted model, not a curated record. Gene Ontology annotation, cellular component: cytoplasm. Lineage: Eukaryota; Fungi; Ascomycota; Eurotiomycetes; Onygenales; Arthrodermataceae. The transcript has a single exon. Bases 1 to 924 code for a protein of 307 amino acids.